Fusarium redolens is the source of this 1533-nucleotide messenger RNA. RefSeq lists its product as uncharacterized. The transcript has a single exon. The record is from RefSeq and is a predicted model, not a curated record. Lineage: Eukaryota; Fungi; Ascomycota; Sordariomycetes; Hypocreales; Nectriaceae. Bases 1 to 1533 code for a protein of 510 amino acids.
AUGACUACUACUCGGAACUAUAACUGGCAUCAAGUCAAACCUGGUGUUUGGCAACGCCAUAUCGAUGAAAUCGAACAAUUCUACUCGACGAUGGUUGUUCUCUACGAAGGCAGCGGUCGCAUGUUCUUUGGAAUGACAGGUCAUGUCUCACUCUCCAUCAAGAACACCAGGGGCUUGUCUCAAAAGGAUGCUGAACUUGAGGUUGAUAAAGCCUUGGGAAAAGCAUGGCUUGCUUUGAGAUAUGCUCACCCUACACUUGCAUCUCAAGCUACUCAGAACGUUGAGUCAGGAGAGUGGGUUAAAACCUACAGAGAAGUCCAGGGAGAAGCAGAUAAGAAUACCUGGCUGGAGAGGACUCUUGUCCAUAUGACCAACGGGCAGACUGGUAACCAGUGGGCUAACUCAGACCCUCCUGCUCCAAAACACCCGACAAUGUUUGUUCUACAUCUACCGGCUGAAAACAGCGAUGAUGGAUCCGUGACCAUCCGCCGAGACCUUGUCUUCCGCUCUCCUCACGACAUCAUCGAUGGCAUCGGGACUCUGAUGAUGCUCAACAACUUCAUCUCAUCCGCUGCAGAAGCAUAUGAGAAGGGUGAUACCUAUGAACCCCCCGCCCUCGACGGCAGCGAGGCUUCAAACCUGAGCCCAUCUUACCGAGUCGCAGCUCAAAUCCCUGAAACGCCGGACCAGGCGCAGCUGGAUAGACUUAAGCAGAUGGCCGCUCAAAAAGCCGCUGCCGCUUCUGAUGCCAGCGUGGAGAUUCUUGCACUUCCUUAUAGACAGGGUGAUCUACUACCAGGUCGUCAUCAGCGCUUGGCACUCACCCUCUCCAAAGAGGAAACGCGACAGCUGUUGGCGGCGUGCAAAAAGGCUGGAGCUACGCCGACGCAUGUCUUCCAUGCUGCAGCUGCCAUGGUCGUGCGAGACCUACAGGAUGAACCGACGGAGACGAAGCGAGUUCGAUACAUCAACUACAUCCUACGCAACGAACGGUCAAGUUGCGCGCAGCCAUAUAACACGGCUCAGCAUCCGGCAUCUGUUUACCAUUCUGUGUCUGGUCAGAGUCUUGUUGUUGACAUGGAUCUCCACCCAGUGUCGACCAAACCAGACUUACAAACUCGCAAGAAGGAGUUUCUUUCCAUUCUUGAAACCGUUAAAGACUUCUAUCUCGCAGUCAAACAAGACGAGGAGUUCUACGUUCUCGCACCAACCAUGUUCUCCCAAGCUACCCCGGGCCUCCCCUCUGCUCCUCGUCCCCUACCUGUGCCUGCUCCAAACGCUCAUCCUUCUGUAUCGAUCUCGAGUAUGGGGCGUACUGACGCUAUCGUAGCACCGGAAACUGGGGCGUUCAGGGCGAGAGAUCCGUGGGUGACGGGAGAGGAACUCGGAAAUGGGUUGGGAUUGUUUCUGGGUACGUUCCAGGGAGAGUUAUGUUUGAGUGCUGCGUAUAAUGAUGCUUGGCACACGGAGGCAGAUGCUAAACAGUAUCUGGAGCGAUGUAAGGAUGUGGCAUUCUCAGGUCUUGGGAUAUGA